Messenger RNA from Hemiscyllium ocellatum (epaulette shark), 1286 nucleotides. It is a transcript of the gene wdr4, whose product is annotated as WD repeat domain 4. Gene Ontology annotation, biological process: RNA (guanine-N7)-methylation. Gene Ontology annotation, cellular component: tRNA methyltransferase complex; cytosol; nucleus. The record is from RefSeq and is a predicted model, not a curated record. Gene Ontology annotation, molecular function: protein binding; tRNA (guanine(46)-N7)-methyltransferase activity. Bases 2 to 1174 code for a protein of 390 amino acids. The transcript is spliced from 11 exons. NCBI's taxonomy places the organism in Eukaryota, Metazoa, Chordata, Chondrichthyes, Orectolobiformes, Hemiscylliidae.
GAUGGCGCUGGGUCGUUGUGGUUCCCUCGUGUUUCUGGGCAACGGCGGCUCCCGCAUCGCGGGCUUCAGUCUCGGGGAGAGCGGGGAGCCCUUUAUAUUUGACUGUCCCAAAGAAACCCGAAGUCAGGCUGGGCCACCUGAUGAGGAGAGAAAUGGAGUUGUGGCUUUUGCCUUUUCUCCCUCUGGGACCUACGUUGCUGUAUCUAUGGAUAGUAAACAGUUGCUGCUGUUUCGUGCCAGACCGUGGGAGUGUCUCAGUGUCCGCACAGCACUACGUCGAUCCACAUCACUGGCCAUCACAGGAGCAGAGGACCGCAUCCUACUUGCUGAUAAAUCAGGCGAUGUGUACAGUUUCUCCAUCAACCAUCCCGAUAGUCCAGGGCAACUCCAGCUCGGACACCUUUCCAUGCUGCUGGCUGUGGCAGUCAGUCCAGAUGAUCGAUAUAUAAUUACAGCUGAUCGUGAUGAGAAGAUUCGAGUUAGUUCCCUGAAGCAGCCGUACAUCGUUGAAGCAUACUGUCUGGGACAUCACGAGUUUGUUAGUCAGCUUUCCAUUCCUCCAAACCAUCCACAGCUUCUGGUGUCUGGCUCAGGGGAUGGGACUAUUCGACUGUGGCAGUAUGAAAAAGGAAGUGAGCUGCACUGCCUCAAUUUGAGUGAGCUACAGUCGUCUAGAUGUGAGGAGAACAGAUGUGCUGUGGUGCGACUCGCCUACUGCAGAGGGAAGGAUUUGUUUGCAGUUGUGUGUGACAGUCCGUCCUCAGUGUAUGUUCUGGAGUUGGAUGUGGAAGCUGAGAGACUCCUUCACCAGCAGACCAUCACAGUGAAACAGCGAGCCUGGGAUGUGACCUUCGAUGACUGUGGUGGACUCUGGCUUCUGGAUGGUGACAGAGCUGUCCUAUACCAACAACAUGAAGGGCUGUGGCAGGAAAUUCCAGAUCAUCCAGGCCAAACAAAGAUCAACGAGGUUAUUCAUUCCAACUGGCCAGUAUUCGAGGGCUUGCCGUCUGUAAUUAGCUGCAGGAAUUUGUACAAAAUGAACAUCGAUAACAUGGCUGAAUAUCGGAUGAAGAAAGAGCAGAGAAUUGAUCAGAGACAGAAAAAAAGGACAUCAGAGUUUGCGGCUGAGAGCCGAGACAGCAAAAGACCCAGAAUGGGAGCAGUUACGAUGUGAUGCUGCAUAUUGUGACUCUGCGCUGCAUCGUUUGGUUUGGUGAACGUCAGCCAUUCAUCAGUGGAAUAGGAAUGCACAGAACCGCUGGUGGGGGAGCCGCUGGUGGGGGAGC